This is a messenger RNA of Malaclemys terrapin pileata, 573 nucleotides long. Its product is annotated as late histone H2A.1-like. Lineage: Eukaryota; Metazoa; Chordata; Testudines; Emydidae. The record is from RefSeq and is a predicted model, not a curated record. Bases 62 to 463 code for a protein of 133 amino acids. Gene Ontology annotation, molecular function: DNA binding; protein heterodimerization activity; structural constituent of chromatin. The transcript has 2 exons. Gene Ontology annotation, cellular component: nucleosome.
UGGCUCAGACAACAGGCUACUGGAAGGAAAUGGUGUGAAAACCUUAGAGCCUAUUGACAGAAUGUCUGGACACGGCAAGAGGAAGGCAAAGCCCUGGUCUUCAAGAUCCCAGUCAAAGAGGGCUGGUUUGCAAUUCCCCGUGAGCCGUGUCCACCGGUACCUGAAGAAGGGGCGCUAUGCAGUGAGAAUAAGCCCCAGUGCUGCAGUCUACCUGGCCUCUGUGCUACAGUACCUGAGUGCUGAAGUGCUGGAGGCAGCAGGGUAUGUGACCCAGGCAAAGGGGUACCAACGCAUCAUGCCAAGGCAUAUCCUGCUGGGCAUUAAGUGUGACGACGAACUGCAUAAACUGUUCAACCAUGUGACUAUUCCCCAAGGAGGUGUCCCGCCCAGAAUUGAGAAGCUGCUUCUGACCAAGAAAACCAAUAAAAAGUCUGUGAGUAGAAAGAGAGCUGUCCCCUGCUAGUUCCCCUCCAGCUGCAGCUGAACCUGGAAAUGAGGAGUGGGGUCUGGCUCACUGAGACUGGAUUUCUGUGCUACAGGCUUCACUUGGUGCACUUGGUUUGUGUGUUGCUG